AUGGCGGGGAAAGAUGACUAUUAUGAUUACCUCUACAAAAUUGUUCUCAUUGGAGACAGCGGCGUAGGGAAGUCCAAUAUGCUCUCCAGGUUUACUCGUGAUGAAUUUAAUUUAGAGAGUAAAUCAACAAUAGGCGUUGAAUUUGCCACAAAAAGUGUUUACUUAGAUGAGGGAAAAGUUAUUAAGGCCCAGAUCUGGGAUACAGCUGGCCAGGAGAGAUAUAGGGCAAUAACUUCUGCAUAUUACCGCGGAGCAGUAGGGGCUUUAUUGGUGUAUGAUAUUUCUAAGCGCCAAUCCUUUGACAACGUAGAGCGUUGGUUAAAGGAAUUACGUGACCAUGCAGAUCCAAAUAUAGUUAUAUUAUUAGUAGGAAAUAAGAGCGAUUUACGUCAUUUACGUGCAGUUUCUCCAGAGGAAGCAACAAAAUUCGCUAAUCAAGAAAAUGUUGCAUUUAUUGAGACUAGUGCAUUAGAUGCUACCAAUGUUGAACAAGCUUUCCAUCAAAUUCUUGCUGAAAUAUAUCUACUAAGACAAAAGAAACAAAUGGAGGAUAACCCUCAAGGCACACUUACUCAACCAGGCAGAGGCCAAAAGAUUCAAGUUGAUGAAGAUAACAGCCGCAGCAUGCAGUCACGCCCCAGCAAGAAAAGCGCCUGCUGCAGCUAA
Messenger RNA from Eimeria maxima, 666 nucleotides. RefSeq names its product Ras family domain-containing protein, putative. Gene Ontology annotation, cellular component: endosome. The transcript is spliced from 7 exons. The record is from RefSeq and is a predicted model, not a curated record. The coding region runs from base 1 to 666 and encodes 221 amino acids. Lineage: Eukaryota; Apicomplexa; Conoidasida; Eucoccidiorida; Eimeriidae. Gene Ontology annotation, molecular function: GTP binding; GTPase activity.